Messenger RNA from Fusarium proliferatum ET1, 1860 nucleotides. RefSeq lists its product as uncharacterized. The transcript is spliced from 4 exons. Lineage: Eukaryota; Fungi; Ascomycota; Sordariomycetes; Hypocreales; Nectriaceae. Bases 1 to 1860 code for a protein of 619 amino acids. The record is from RefSeq and is a predicted model, not a curated record.
AUGGAGAGUUCACCAGAAUCAGUCCGUCCGGUGAAGCGCGUCAAAUACGCGCGACAAGACGAUACGAUCCCACUGAGCAUAGCCACAUCCAGCAUCAGGGCCUCCGACAGCGUCGACGGAUCCCUGAUUACUGAUGUCCCUUUAUUCGAAAAUACAUGGCCUACGACAACGGGAGUAUCGUCUCCCUCAGAGGUCCUAUUCGACCUCCCCGAGGACCUUGGCAAUUCGUGGGCCCCAGCUUUUACAGCACCCCAGCCUGCGUUGAAUCUUCAGGUAGCCACAGCACCUCAACCUGAACCUGAACCUCAACCUCAGCCACCUCGCUCUCAGGCACAGCGACUGCCUCGCCUCUUGCCUGCGGUGCACGAUGCUCUUCCAGAGCGGGCUGUCGAAUCGCAAGACUCGAAGAAAAGAGGCCUGGUACCAGUAGAAGGGCUCGUUGUAAGUCCGUUCACCGCGAAUGAGGACCGGCUGAUUGUGUCUGCCUAUCCUCGCUAUGCUCGCCCUGAGAAUGGACAGGUGAAUGGGUAUGUUAAAUUCAACUGGCCUUCGCGAGCACCAUCGAGACGGCCGUCUGGCCCUGUACCACUCCCGUCAGAGGAUGACGUUGAGGACAUAACGCCCAACGUAACGCGAUCACACAGUGCCGGUCGUCCUACAACCAUAAUAACUCUGGUUAACCCUGGGCCUGCCGUGUCUUCCGCGCCAAAUGGGACUGUUUCGCCCAUGGACCUAGAGGGAGGAUGGGGAAAUACUUCAUCGCCAGUGUUGAUGGCAGGUUCUCCGGUUUCCCUUCAAGACACUUCACAAAUCCUGAUAGCUGGUGACCCAAAAAUGCUGCCUCCUCAGUUCGGAUUCCAAGCAAAGAUGGAUCAUAUUGACAGACGAUUGUUUGAGUUCUAUAUCAAGAACUGGUGUCCGGGAAGGAGUGUGCUCAGCAACACAAACCUAUGGUUGAAGGAUCUGGCGCCGAUGCAUAAGAACGAAGGUAUUCUCCACGCUAUUCAGAGUCUUGCCGGGGUGUAUAUCUAUGAUUAUAUUCCGGAUGAGCGCAUCCGCCAGCGGAUCAAUCAGCGAUAUAUCACGGCAGAUCAAUAUUUCAGCACACUCCUCAAUGCGCCUGAGAGCAGGGAAAAUGGUAAAGGGCAGGAGGUCAUCACCAUGGCCGUGCUUCUUUCAAUGCAAGAUAUUGUCCUAACGGAACGACGACUCAAAAAGCCAUACAAUCCGCGAUGGCUGGAAGGAUUCAGGCAAGGCGAAUACUUCCUGCAGGCAACUGACCCUGGCGCUCGCUACUGGAAAAACAACAACGUCCAGUACAACGAACUUCGCAUCUCUCAAUCAAUCAUUGUUGGCCGGGCAGUGAUUCUCGCUCAACCUAUGAUGGCCCUUCCCUCACCGCAAACUUUUAACCCCGAGGCUGAAGCAGGCAGGUUCAGCUGGCUGCUCUAUGGAACAGAGAAAGAUAUGUUUGAAAUCCAUGGAGGUUGUGGCUUUUCGAAGAAAUUGUUGCAUCUUAUGAGCCAGGUAACGUAUUGUGCAGGUCGAUUGCAGCAAGAGCCUGAAUCCACCAUCGUUCCAAUCACGGCAAAAUUCCUCUUGCGCGAACUAUCAGAAAUGCGACAAUGGAGCCGUGAGGGCAAAGACUGGGAGCUGGCUCGAAAGUACCCACCAACGAUAGACUGGGUGCGCGACAAAGCAGACGAAGUGAUAAUCGAUUCCAACCAAAUCAUGACCGAGGUUACAGCUGAGGCAUGGAGGAUCGCCGCAAUUAUUUAUUAUCAAUGUCGUCUUCUGAGGUACGAACAUGCGAUGAAGGAGAAGAAAAGGUCCGAGGAGGGAGAGAAGUGGACAAGCUGA